Acaulospora colombiana is the source of this 327-nucleotide messenger RNA. Lineage: Eukaryota; Fungi; Glomeromycota; Glomeromycetes; Diversisporales; Acaulosporaceae. The record is from the annotation of a GenBank genome assembly.
GUGGCGAAUCCAUUCCACCAAACCGCCAAGGAAUAGUAGAAAAGCCAGAUGCAGAAAGAGCGGAAGGCAUGAUAUUAUUUCGAUCAUAUGCCAGCCCUGAAUGCCCUCUAACCUCGAGUGUCUGCGCAAGGCUUUACUGCGAGGGAAUAGCUAGCAUAGAACAAACAGUUGACUCGAACGAUCCAUGGAUCGAUGCUGAAGGCUUCCGCCUGAUGGUGAUAAGGAUGGAUUGGAUUGAUUCUAGUUUAUCUUCUUCCAACUGUGGGAGAAUGGCGAUCAGAAAAGCUGUCAAGAUAGCGGAAAACAGUGCCGCCUGCAUAAACUCAA